AUGUUCAUGGCAUCCACCACCUCAGCUGUGCCCCGGCACCUCUCUCAACCUACCCCAGCAGGCAACGGCAGCGAAGGGGAGCUGUGGACUGCCCGAGACCCGCUGCUAGCCCAGGCAGAGCUGGCCCUGCUCUCCACCGUCUUCGUGGCCGUGGCCCUGAGCAACGGCCUGGUUUUGGGGGCCCUGGUGCGGCGGGGCCGGCGGGGCCGCUGGGCACCCAUGCACGUCUUCAUCGGCCACCUGUGCCUGGCCGACCUGGCCGUAGCUCUGUUCCAAGUGCUGCCCCAGCUGGCCUGGGACGCCACCGACCGCUUCCGUGGGCCCGAUGCCCUGUGCCGGGCAGUCAAGUACCUGCAGAUGGUGGGCAUGUAUGCCUCCUCCUACAUGAUCCUGGCCAUGACGCUGGACCGCCACCGUGCCAUCUGCCGCCCCAUGCUGGCACACCGCCACGCGGGUGGCACUCACUGGAACCGGCCGGUGCUGCUGGCCUGGGCCUUCUCGCUGCUCCUCAGCCUGCCCCAGCUCUUCAUCUUUGCCCAGCGUGACGUGGAUGGCAGUGGGGUCCUUGACUGCUGGGCCCGCUUUGCUGAGCCCUGGGGCCUCCGUGCCUACGUCACCUGGAUUGCCCUGAUGGUGUUUGUGGCUCCUGCCCUGGGUAUCGCUGCCUGUCAGGUGCUCAUCUUCCGGGAGAUUCAUGCCAGCCUGGGGCCAGGGCCGGUGCCAAGGGCCGGCGGGCCCCGCCGAGGGUGCCGGCCAGGCGGCCCUGCUGAGGGAGCCCGGGUGUCGGCGGCCGUGGCCAAGACCGUGAGGAUGACGCUGGUGAUCGUCAUAGUGUACGUGCUCUGCUGGGCGCCCUUCUUCCUUGUGCAGCUGUGGGCCGCGUGGGACCCAGAGGCACCGCGGGAAGGGCCUCCCUUCGUGUUGCUCAUGCUGCUGGCCAGCCUCAACAGCUGUACCAACCCCUGGAUCUACGCCUCCUUCAGCAGCAGCGUCUCCUCCGAGCUGCGAAGCCUGCUCUGCUGCACCCGGAGGCGCGCCCCGCCCAGCCCGGGGCCCCAAGAGGAGUCAUGCGCCACAGCCAGCUCCUUUCUGGCCAAGGACACCCCCUCCUGA
This is a messenger RNA of Budorcas taxicolor (takin), 1113 nucleotides long. It is a transcript of the gene AVPR2, whose product is annotated as arginine vasopressin receptor 2. Lineage: Eukaryota; Metazoa; Chordata; Mammalia; Artiodactyla; Bovidae. Gene Ontology annotation, molecular function: peptide binding; vasopressin receptor activity. The record is from RefSeq and is a predicted model, not a curated record. Gene Ontology annotation, cellular component: membrane. The transcript is spliced from 3 exons. The coding region runs from base 1 to 1113 and encodes 370 amino acids. Gene Ontology annotation, biological process: regulation of systemic arterial blood pressure by vasopressin; positive regulation of vasoconstriction; G protein-coupled receptor signaling pathway.